Sordaria macrospora k-hell is the source of this 2334-nucleotide messenger RNA. RefSeq lists its product as uncharacterized. Lineage: Eukaryota; Fungi; Ascomycota; Sordariomycetes; Sordariales; Sordariaceae. Gene Ontology annotation, cellular component: mitochondrial inner membrane. The record is from RefSeq and is a predicted model, not a curated record. Gene Ontology annotation, biological process: protein insertion into mitochondrial inner membrane from matrix; mitochondrial respiratory chain complex III assembly. Gene Ontology annotation, molecular function: ATP binding; ATP hydrolysis activity.
AUGGACAUUCUCCUCCAACAAAUGGCCGGGCAAACGACCGCAUGUCCCGAUGGCGCCUCUUCUACCACAUCUAAUACUGCCGGGGCCUCUGCUACCGGCUUGCCCGUAACUGGCCAGAUGGUUCUUCUGGACAUGUUCUUCCCCGGCUUCUCAACCUUCUCGGCCUUUAUCCAGAAAAACCUCAACAUCGACCUUAACCUGUACAUCCCGCUCGUCCUAAUAUGCGGCGCCCUCACGUUCGUCUGGCAGUACUUUAGCACAUACUGCUGGGACGUGAUCGACAGCUACCUGAUGUCCGUCGUGGACGUGCGCACCGACGACGAGAUCUACAACAUGCUGAUGGGCUGGGUGGCCGCGCAGAAGUUUGCCCAGGGGGCGCGCCGUUUCGUCGUCAACACGAACCUGAACUCACGCGUCUGGUGGCUGUGGCGGUUCGAUUACGACGACGAGGAGGAGGAGGACGGGACCGAGGAAGGGUAUGCCCACCAGACCGACAAGGGCAAAAAGAAGGCGUUAGCGUACACCCCCACGUUUGGCAGCCACUGGUUCUGGUACAAGGGCCGACUGCUGUGCUUCCACCGGCAACAGGGCCGAGAGGUUGGCGGAUAUUCGCUAUCUAGCGAAAAGGAGGAGAUUUCCAUCAAGUGCUUUGGCAGAAACCCCUGGAUCCUCAAGGAGCUCCUGCUCGAGGCAAGACAGGUGUACAUGAAGCGCGACGAAGCUAAGACGCUCAUCUACCGCGGAACGACCAAAGGAAGCGGCAGCGAGCCCACCUGGCAGCGAUGCAUGGCGCGCACCUCGCGGCCUUUUUCGACUGUCAUCCUGAACGAGAAGGUCAAAAAGGAGCUGAUCGAUGACGUGACGGAUUACCUCAACCCGGCCACGCGCAGAUGGUACGCCAACCGCGGCAUCCCUUACCGCAGGGGCUACCUCCUCCAUGGUCCUCCGGGAACGGGCAAGUCCUCGUUGAGUUUGGCGCUGGCUGGUUUUUUCAAGAUGAGGAUUUACAUCGUCAGCUUGUCUUCCAUCGCUGCCAACGAGGAGAAUCUCGCCUCUCUGUUUUCUGAACUUCCGCGUCGGUGCGUUGUUUUGCUAGAGGAUAUCGACACCGCCGGCCUUACUCACACGCGCGAAGACGGCAAGGUCGUUGCAGUCGAUCCGGGCAGCGGCAGCGCUGAUAUGGUUCCCGGUCAACUAACCCCUGGUGACGGCACCACCACCACCCCCGCCCCCAGCGGCCGCCUCUCCCUCUCCGGUCUCCUCAAUAUCCUCGAUGGCGUCGCCUCCCAAGAGGGCCGCGUCCUCAUCAUGACCACCAACCACCUCGAGAAGCUGGACAAAGCCCUGAUCCGUCCCGGACGCGUCGAUAUGAUCGUCGAGUUCGGGCGUGCGGAUAAGGAGAUGACGGCUGCGAUUUUCCGAGCGAUUUUUGCUCCGCUUGAGGGCGACGAGGUUGGCACACCACCUUCUGAUUCUGAUUGCGUUUCGACCCUGUCUUCUCCCAAAGUAGAUCCAGCAGCAGCCGAAGAGCAGAAGAAAACCGACGAAGCCCGUCGCGAAUCGGAGCGCGACGAGGCCACUCUCAAAGUCGUCGAGCUAGCCUCCCAGUUUGCCAAAAAGAUUCCCGCGCACGAGUUCUCUCCGGCCGAGAUCCAGGGCUUCUUGCUCAAACACAAGCGGAACGCGCAGGGGGCGGUGGAGGGCGCAGAGCAGUGGGUUGUGGAAGCGAGGAGGGAGAAGAUGGAGAAGGAGCUGAGGGAGGCGAGGGAGAAGAGGGAGAGGGAGGAGAAGGAGGCUAAGGAGAAGGUUGAAAAGGAGAAGGCCGAAAAGGAGGGGACAAAAGAAAAGGGGAAUGAGAAGAAAGACGAGAAGGAGACGGAAGAGGAGAGGGGAAAAAGACGGAAAAGAAAAAGAACAAGCCAAAAAGGAUCGUCGAGGAAGUCAAGAAGACACGACGACUCUGACUCGUCCGAUUCGUCGUCAUCAUCUUCUGAUUCUGAUUCUUCUUUGUCCGACGAAUCCGAAUCAGAAUCAGAACCGGAAAUCAUCAUCAAGGAAAAGAAAUCCAAGAGGAAACAAUCGAAGAAGGAGACAACGACAACGCCACCUGUACUCGUCAAAGAGGAUACCGUCAAGGUUCAUGUUGUUCCCGUCAAGGAGGACCUUCCUGAGACCACCCCGAAAAACAAUACCGAAGAUGUGGCGACCACCGAAGCCGUGGAACUGAAGGGUCUUGAUGUUCUGCCUCAGAUCUCGGUAACAGAAGUGAAGGAAGUGACGGCGACGGGACCGGGAUCGGAAGAUGGGAAAGAUUCCGGGUAUGGAACGCCCUAG